Capra hircus (goat) is the source of this 3176-nucleotide messenger RNA. RefSeq names its product cytoskeleton associated protein 2 (gene CKAP2). The record is from RefSeq and is a predicted model, not a curated record. Gene Ontology annotation, biological process: negative regulation of microtubule depolymerization. Lineage: Eukaryota; Metazoa; Chordata; Mammalia; Artiodactyla; Bovidae. The coding region runs from base 131 to 2179 and encodes 682 amino acids. The transcript is spliced from 9 exons. Gene Ontology annotation, cellular component: microtubule cytoskeleton.
ACGCCGAGCACCAAUGGGCGGCCGCGCUGUCUAAGGCAGAGCCCGCGGGCCCAGAGGCAGAGAACAGAACAGCAGCGGCGUCCGCGGGAAGUCUACGCCGGAGACGCGUACCCCGCUGCCCCGAGCUGUGAUGAGCACCCCAGCCAUCCCCCAGGGCCUGCAGCUGAACCCGAGUCAGAGGGCCCAGUCCGCAUUCAGAGAGCAAAGAAGACAAAAACUCAAGGAGCAUCUGUUAAAAAGAAAAACUUCCUUUGCCUGCAAACAGGAAAAUCAGAUGUUACUCAGUGAUGGAGAUCAGAGAGUCAGGACAUCUGAAGGCCAGAUCCAAGAAGGGAAAAAAGUUCUGAAAAUAAAGACAAAAAUGGCUGAUAAAGAGAAUGUCAGUAGACCUAUCGGGAUCAAAAAUAAUUUAACAGUGGAAAAAAACUGUAUUCCUUUAAAACCUUCUAAUGAAUUAACCAAUUCAACCAUAGCCACGGAUCCACCUAAUUCUGAGGAUAAUAAUCAAACUCUGCCAUUGUUACCAGUUAAAGAUGACCCCCAAGGUCAACAUAGAACAUUAAGCCAAACAUUUCAUCUUAAAAACAACAGUAAAAAAAACACAGUGAUUACAGAAAAACCAAAGCACGAUGCUAACGUGCCCAAGAAACCUGUGCUUGGAGCAUAUCGUGGCCAAAUUGUUCAGUCUAAGAUUAAUUCCUUUAGAAAACCACUGCAAGUCAAAGAUGAGAGUUCUGCAACAACCAAGAAACUUCCAGCAACUGUCUCUAAAGCCACAAAGCCUCAGCCUGGAGACGUCAGCAGCGUAACAGUGAAAAGUGAUAGAGCCUCACAUAUGACAUCUGCCACUAAAUUUGCAAGCACUACAUCUCAGAUCCGACACCUUGUGCGACCUCCUAUUAGAAGUCAAAACAAUAAAGCCCAGGAUGCCAUGAAACCGGGCAGCAGCAGGAUGUCAGCCAAUGUCACAGUUCGGAAAGGGCCUCGAGAGAAAGAGUUAAACACAGUUUUGUCUAGCAUCAAGACCAGUUCUUCGCAGGACAUAAAAGGAGAUAAGACACUAUCAAAAAGCAUGGCAGCUGGAAUGGCAGCCAGGCCUACUUCAUCUUCUAAUACUAAACUGAUAGAAAAGUCAAAGAGCGCUGAGCAGCGCAGACACACUACAGUGAAAGCAGCUGUUGACAGUAGAUGGACUCAGCCCAGAGAAACUGCGGAGGAGAGAAAAGCUCGUUUGAGUGAGUGGAAAGCUGGCAAAGGAAGAAUUCUGAAGCGUCCUCCGAGCUCAGCAGUUACCCGGCCUGAGCCCGAAACACAAAAUGAACAACCUGUUGGAUCCUUCUGGACUACCAUGGCAGAAGAAGAUGAGCAACGACUGUUUACCGAAAAAGUGAACAAGACAUUUUCCGAAUGCCUGAACCUGAUUAAUGAGGGGUGCCCCAAAGAAGAAGUAUUAGUUACACUAAAUGACCUGAUUAAAAAUAUUCCGGAUGCCAAAAAGCUGGUUAAAUAUUGGAUAUGCCUUGCACAUAUUGAAUCACUCACAAGUCCUAUUGAAAAUAUUAUCGCAAUCUAUGAGAAGGCCAUUCUGGCAGGAGCUCAGCCCAUCGAAGAGAUGCGACAUACAAUUGUUGACAUUCUGACAAAGAAGAGUCAAGAAAAACUUAAAUUUGGAGAAAAUAUUGAGGAGACUUGUGCAGCCAAAGAAGAAAUCCAAGAAGCCCACACUGAUAUAGGUGUUGAUCUAGAACCAGAAAAACUGGAAAUGGAAAAUAAGCAUCCUAGAAAUGUGGUGUUUCAAGACUGUGAGAAAGAGGAAGAUGACAAAGUAAAAGACCCAACCAGUGAUGUUAAAACCCCAAGUACAAACACUAGGGCAGGUUGCUUAAUUAAAUAUAAUGUGUCUACUACGCCAUACUUGCAGAGCGUAAAAAAGAAGAUGCAGUUUGAUGAAACAAAUUCAGCAUAUAAAGAGCUAAAGUUUCUAACGCCAGUUAGACGUUCUCGACGUCUUCAGGAGAAGACUUCUAAACUGCCAGAUAUGUUAAAAGACCAUUAUCCUUGCGUGUCUUCGUUGGAACAGUUAACAGAGUUGGGACGUGAAACUGAUGCUUUCGUGUGCCGCCCCAACACAGCCCUGUGCAGAAUGUUCUCUGAACAUGACCCAACAGAAGAGGAGUGAAGUUCUAAUAAGGAAUGGAGUUAUAUUAUAUUCCAAGAGUGGUUGGCUGGUUGGUUGGUUGUGGUUUUGUAUGUCCUUUAGGUCAGGAGUUGCCAAGCACCUAAGUAUUCAUGGCAGAAAGUUAAUCCUGCCUUGUUGAUCUCAACAGACCGAGUUUUUCUCUGAGAUAGUGAUUUGUUAAGGCCGAGUUAGCUCACCCUGUCGCCCAGUUCUGUGGUCUCCUGUGUCCCCGCCUGCUCACUGCCGCUCUCCAUCAGCGCCGGUGGCUGCAUCUGUGGUCUCUUGACUGCUUUCUUUUUAUUAUAGCCAAGGUCAUAAGAAGGAUAGUUAACUACUCCAUUUCUAAGGGAAAAUGAUUUGUGGUAAGGAAGAAAACGUGCCAAAGCUGGUGGGUCUUUGGAACUUUAAAUCUGAGUUCCUUUCUUAAGUUCCUUUUCUAACUUGACUAUCUAAAAUGCUAAAAAAAUGUUGACCCCAUCGCUUCGUUUGAUAACAGUUUAUAUAGACUAUUAAAAUGGAAUUAGAGAAGGAAUAUAUACUGUUUCAUAAAUGUCAUUCUAGUUUAAGUAGUAUUUCUAAAAUAACUAAUAACUUCAAACUGAUUUCUUCCUUGUGAUGUUAAUAUAAAAACUUCACUGUUAAAUCACAUCUCCUAAAACAUGAUAAUCAUACACAGUAGUAGGACUCCUCUCACACAUAAAUACCACCAAGUAAAGCUGUUUUGAAAGUCUCCAAACUAAUACCUAAGUGGCGUGUAUCCUUCAUCAGCUCUACAGUUUCAAUAAGGAUUUGGUCAUUGUAAAAGAUUAGAUAGUUUUAAAACUGCAUAAUAUGAAUAUAGUUAAAAAUCACUACUUAUUUAUGUUCAUGAAUUCCAUUUAUAUAAUAGUGCCAAUCUUUGUUCUAUUUACUGUCUCACGUUCUAGAGAGUAGGAGUUUUAUUCCUUUUAAACUAUGUAUCUACUAUAUAUACAAUAAAGUAAAAUAUCUCCAUAAC